This is a messenger RNA of Parastagonospora nodorum SN15, 1449 nucleotides long. RefSeq lists its product as hypothetical. Gene Ontology annotation, cellular component: membrane. Bases 1 to 1449 code for a protein of 482 amino acids. Gene Ontology annotation, molecular function: antiporter activity; xenobiotic transmembrane transporter activity. Gene Ontology annotation, biological process: transmembrane transport. The record is from RefSeq and is a predicted model, not a curated record. The transcript has 5 exons. Lineage: Eukaryota; Fungi; Ascomycota; Dothideomycetes; Pleosporales; Phaeosphaeriaceae.
AUGUCACGUCUCAGAUGGAGGGCUUUGCUCAGUCACAGGAUAUUGCUGAAGAAGCGAUUUCGCGAGAUCUUGAAGGCGACAGCUUUGAAUAUGACGAAGAAGAAGAAGAAGAAGAAGAAGAAGAAGAAGAAGAAGAAGAAGAAGAAGAAGAAGAAGAAGAAGAAGAAGAAGAGGCAGAGGAUGACUCGUCCUCAGGAUCCUCUACUCUAUAACAUCUUCAAGCGUGCCAGAGCGACAACAUGUGUCCACAUCAUGGAAGCAACACAGUCAUAUCUCCAAGAAGGAAAGGGAAACGGCAGCUCGGGACCUGCGAGUCGUCUCGGAAGCAAGCUUUCAUUCUCUGGGCUGCGCAAAGUCAAGAGUACAUCCGACGAAGAGGCAGCAAGAGGUUCAUAUGCACAUGAGCAAACGCCACUCUUGGGUAAUGGGGGAGGGGAUCCAGACCAACCUUAUGGCGGACUCGAUAGCCCAAAGACGAUCAACAAGAAAUGGAACAAGGCAGUCAUAGCUGGGAAGAUCAACACAAGCUGGCAGCGCGAAGCCAAAGUGUUGACCAAAAGCUCGGCACCACUCAUUCUCACGUUCCUGCUACAGUACAGUCUCCCAGUUGCCAGUAUUUUCACGGUUGGGCACAUUGGCAAGAUCGAACUAGGUGCCGUGAGUUUGGCUAGCCUGCAACUGCAGCGCAUGCUGUACUUUCUACUCCUCAUCACAAUCCCCAUCUCCAUCAUCUGGGCGCUCGGCACGCAGCUUUUGUCCUUGAUCGUACCCGAGCAAGAAACCGCACGUCUAGCUGGUCUUUACUUGAAGGUGCUUAUUGCUGGUGCCCCGGGCUACGCCGCCUUUGAGGCGGGGAAACGCUACGUGCAAGCGCAAGGAAUAUUCUCGGCGACAAUGUACAUCCUGCUCAUCUGCGCACCUCUGAAUGCGUUCCUGAACUGGUUCAUGGUUUGGCACUUGAAAUGGGGCUUCAUUGGUGCUCCCAUAGCCGUCUCGAUAACCGAGAACGUCAUGCCCAUGAUGCUCUUCCUCUAUGUCCGCUUCAUCGACGGGUACCAAUGUUGGGGCGGCUUCGAUCGCCGGGCACUGAAGAACUGGAUGCCCAUGAUCAAACUUGCCCUGCCAGGACUCAUAAUGGUUUUGGCGGAAUUUCUUGCGUUUGAGAUACUUACCCUGAGCUCAAGCUGGCUGGGACCGACUGAACUUGCGGCUCAAUCUGUCCUUGGCACUGUGACGGGCAUUACUUUCCAGAUCCCAUUUCCGAUGAGUGUCGCGGCGUCGACCAGGAUUGCAAACCUAAUAGGAGCGACGUUGGCACGUGCCCGCAAAGACGGCUGCGAAAGUUGCCCUAUGUGCGUCCAUACUCGUGGGCGUCUUCAACUUGCUGCUACUUUCACUACUCAGGGAGUUUAUAGCUCGACUCUUCACGCCAGACGCAGACGUGAUUGA